GGGCAGCUCAAGUUGGCAUUUACUAUCAAAGCGUUAUUUGAGGACAUGACACCCUCCGCACCCGAGAAAAGCCUCAAUCGCUGCUCGUCCUCGUUCCAGAUGCGCUCGCUGCGUCCAGUGUCCGCCAAGAUCAUCUCGUAUGGCCGCGAGAACCAAUCACACCGUCGCCCCACUCUCUACGUACUUCGAGUGAGCCGCAGCGGCGCCCCAGACUGGUAUGUGGCCAAGCGCUACUCGGAGUUCCGCGCUCUACACGAAGCGUUGCAGCGUCAAUGCAACGGCAACGGCAGUAAGCAACACGCGAGUUGUAGCGCAUGCGAAGAGCUCGAGAGUUUUUACAGUAGCGUGCGCUUCCCUGAUCGUCACAUCCUGCAGUCUGGUCUGGGCAUCUCCAAGAAACGACUGGAUGCCACGAGAAUGGAAGAAUUGGACAGCUAUAUGCGUUUCCUAUUAGUCAAUACACAGGGUCUCAUAGGAGAUGAAGAGGAUGAAGACGAGUCGCCCGAAUGGGACGACAACGAAGGCUCCAGGUGUCUCGCGCUGGAAUUGAUACGCGAGUUUCUCAUGGUGAAUGAGGACCACACAACGACAGAGUCGGAAGCCAAACCGCAACAGGAUGGAGAGAACACUAAAGACAGAAGAGCAGCUGCGGGUGUGACGUCGGCUGCUGUCGUGCCCAGACGGCAGCUGCACCGGCUAACGAGGAGGAGCUCAUCCGUCACCAGUUUCCACGUGCGGGAGCUGGAUCUCGUGUCAGCCGAGAAGAAGAGCUCUCCCACGGGCGACUCAAUGCGCAAUCUCUUCUCUGAGGAGUGGUGGGACCCCUCCUUUGCGGACGUGUUCGAGGAAUGUGCGGCACCUCCAGAGGACGCUUUCAUCCACCGUCAGGUUGAGGAUGCACCCGCUCGCACUCAUCCGUUGCGUCUCAUUGAGGGAUUCCCUCGUCGCUAGAUGGGAAAAGGAU
Molecule: messenger RNA, 964 nt
Organism: Phytophthora infestans T30-4
Lineage: Eukaryota; Oomycota; Peronosporomycetes; Peronosporales; Peronosporaceae
Exons: 1
Coding region: 46-951 (301 amino acids)
Molecular function (GO): phosphatidylinositol binding
Source: RefSeq, a predicted model, not a curated record